AUGGAGAUGGAGAAGAGGGAGCUGACUUUGUACAACACGAGGACUCAACAGAAGGAAGUUGUAAAGCCCAUCAACCCCGGCAAGAUCCGGAUGUAUCUCUGUGGGAUUUCUGCUUACGGUCUCAGCCAUCUUGGCCACGCUCGUGCUGCCGUCUCCUUUGACGUCCUAUACAGAUACUUAAAGCAUUUGGGUUAUGAAGUUACUUAUGUCCGGAAUUUUACAGAUGUUGAUGACAAGGUAAUCAACAGAGCUAAAGAGUGUGGGGAGAACCCCUUAGAUCUCAGUAGUCGCUUUUGCGAUGAGUAUCUUGUUGAUAUGGGUGCUCUUCAGUGCCUCCUUCCCACCCACCAGCCUCGUGUCAGUGACCAUAUGGAGCACAUAAUCAAGAUGAUUGAAACGAUCAUUGCCAAAGAUUGUGGGUAUGAAGUGCGCGGUGACGUGUUCUUCUCUGUUGAUAAGUCACCAAAUUACGGUCAAGUGCUGGACCAUACUCGAGCUGGUGAGCGUGUCGCUGCUGAUCCAAGGAAGCGCAAUCCUGCUGACUUUGCACUAUGGAAGGUUUGUCUCAGAAUCUAA
This is a messenger RNA of Capsella rubella, 576 nucleotides long. RefSeq names its product cysteine--tRNA ligase 2, cytoplasmic. The record is from RefSeq and is a predicted model, not a curated record. Gene Ontology annotation, molecular function: ATP binding; cysteine-tRNA ligase activity. The coding region runs from base 1 to 576 and encodes 191 amino acids. Lineage: Eukaryota; Viridiplantae; Streptophyta; Magnoliopsida; Brassicales; Brassicaceae. The transcript is spliced from 4 exons. Gene Ontology annotation, cellular component: cytoplasm. Gene Ontology annotation, biological process: cysteinyl-tRNA aminoacylation.